AUGCUCAAGCCAUUAGGUAUCAAAGACAAAAUUCAAAGGAACCUACUAAAAGAUUCAAAGUAUGAUGAUGAAAAAUCCGUUGUAAAUCCACAUGAAGGAGAUAAGGCCAGCAUCCUACAGGAGACCAGAGUGUUCUCCAGCUACCCCCUCAACACACAAAAGUGCAUGCAAAUUUUAACAAAAAUUUUGUACCUCAUAAAUAAAGGGGAAGAAAAAUUAACCUCACAAGAAUGCACAGAUAUUUUUUUUAACAUCACUAAAUUAUUCCAGUCCAAUAAUGAAAGACUACGAAGGAUGGUUUAUUUACUUAUAAAAAGUUUACCAGUCAAUGAGAAGGAAGUUUUUAUUGUCACAAGUUCCUUAACGAAAGAUAUGAACUCAGCUAACGAUUGCUAUAGAGCAAAUGCCAUACGAGUCUUAAGUAAAAUAAUUGAUAAUUCUAUGGCUACUCAAAUUGAACGUUACUUAAAAACAGCCAUAGUGGAUAAAAACCCUUUCGUCUCUUGUUCUUCCCUCCUAUGUGGACUGAAUCUUUAUUUAAACGCAUCCUGUGAUAUAGCGAAGAAAUGGAUUCAUGAAGUGACUGAAUGUAUUAACAGCAAAAAUCCUAUGAUUCAAUUUCACGCCUUAACCUUGUUGUGCUCAAUUAAGUAUCAGGAUAAACUAGCCUUAGAAAAAAUUAUUUCAUCUUACAGCAAAAGUUCUAGUCAUUUAUCUGGUGCCCUUGCAAACUGCCUCUUAAUCAAAUAUGCUUCUUGCCUAAUUUACUGCACCGAAGUGGAUAGCGAAUUAGGCAAUACAAAGCACCUUACCCCCGGGACCACUUCUCCUCCACAAGGUACUACCCAAUUUGGCAACCCCCUUACCAAUUCUUUCCCUUCCACACAGCCAAAUAGAUCUGCAGGAAGAACACAUGAUAUGUACAACAUACAAGAUUAUGCAACAAAUAAAAAUAAUUUUAUCCACCCAACGACAAAAGUCUGUUUUGAUUAUUUGAAAAAUUGCCUCAAAAGUAAAGACCCCAUGGUUCUUUUUGAAUGCAUUAAAUGCAUAUUUGAGCUAGCCAUUUACGACAAAACAGCGAGAAAUUCCACCACCGUAUUUAACGUAGAUAUACUAAAUGAAUGUAUGAAGGUGUGUCAAGUAUUCUUAUUAUCUUCCAAAGUAAUCGAUAAAUUUAGCAUCAUCAGACAAAUAAAUAAACUGUCUCAUCACAGACCUCAUGUCGCAUCUAAGAUCAAUCAAGACAUAGAAAAUCUCCUAACUGAUAAUAACAAAAGUAUUUGUGUCUUGGCAUUCACAACUUUAUUAAAAACUGGAAAUGAAGCUAACAUUGAUCGACUCCUUAGUCAAAUUAAUAAUUACAUGACUGGAGAUAACAGUUUUUUUAAAGUACAAAUUAUUGAAGAAUUAAAAAACUUAUGCUUUAUCUACCCUUCCAAAUGUAACAUUAUUCUUAAUUUCCUCUCGAACAAUCUCAGAGAUGAAGAAUCUUAUCAAUUCAAAUCAAAAACAAUAGAUGCAAUUAUUUUAAUUAUUAGUAAAAUCCCCAAUUCGGAAGAAACAGCCAUCCUUCAACUUUGUGAAUUUAUUGAAGAUUGUGAAUAUAAUUCACUCCUCCUCAGAGUUAUAAGAUUCCUUCUAGUCCACAUACCAAAAACGUCCACCCCAUCAAAGUAUAUUAGAUACAUAUACAAUAGGUUAAUUUUAGAAAAUUCUACAAUACGGGUCGAUGGCCUAUAUGCUCUCUUUCACAUUGCCUUAAAAUGUGGAACAAACACCAAAGAUAUAUUAUUCCUUUUAAAUUGUCUUUUGGCUGAUAAUGAUGAUGAAGUUAGGGAUCGUUCCAAUUUCUUAUAUCACAUUUUAAAAGAAAAAAUAAACAAAAUGGAUAUGCAGGGGGAAAAUUCCUCUAACGACUUACCCCUCAUUGAUGAACUUCUAACAAAUGAGACACCCACACAUAUGGAAAAUCUUCUUUACUUAAUACAAAAACAUGUAGAGGAUAAUGUCGCGGAAGAAUUUGACUACAACAGUGCCAAGGAAGAAAUACAAAAAAUGGGUGACAAAACUUUCAAAGAUGUACUAGUAGCAAAUGCAUCUUCCUCUACUUUGCCCCCCAACCUGAAAUGGAAAAGUUCAAAUGCAGAUGUGUAUGGUGGAUGCAUGAAUGGAACAAAAUUACCUGAACAAAAUAUAGAGUCCAUUUUAUCAGAAGAGGUGAACAACCUUGUAGAAAAUUACCAAAUAGGUUUACUCAAAAUGGUAGGCAAGUCCGUACCACUAACGGAAAGUGAAGCUGAAUACACCGUCCUGGUCAAGAAAUACAUUUACGACCACAACAUAUUACUCGAAUUUAUAAUACAAAACACUUUAGCAGAACAAAUCCUAGCAGAUGUAAAUAUGCAAAUAAACUCCUUUGAUAAAAAAUGGACCAUUUUGGAAAAAACAAAUAUUCCUAAUUUAUUUUUUAAUGAACCCCAAAAUUUAUAUGUCCUCUUGGGAAAAAAUACACCCCUAUUGGAUGAAACACCCACCACUGCAGACUACCAGGUCAACCAACACUUUCAACUCUCUCUUCACUUCCUCACCAAAGAAAAUGAAAUGGACAAUGGGUUCCCGGACUCCUACUCCAUUAACCCCUUGAGCAUACAAAUUACCGACUUCAUGUCCCCAAGAAUAUUGAGAAAUGGAGAAUUCAAACAUGUGUGGGAUAGCAUGGAAAAUCUAAACUCAGAAGCUGUGAGCAAAUUUAGCCUCAAUUUUGAAAGUAUUCAACUAGCUGUUGUAGGAUUACUAAAUACUUUAAAUAUGAUGGCUUGUGAUCAGACAGAUAGUGUGGAGGCAAACAGCAACAGCCACAACAUGCUCCUCUCCGCUAGAUAUAUGAACGAAUCUCAUGUCCUGUGCAAGGCGUCCCUCAUUCUGUCGCAGCAGUACGGAUGCUUGUUGAAAAUCGUGUGCCGAUCCCGCGACAAGCAACUCUCCGAAAUGCUCCUCAAGUCGCUCGAGUAG
This is a messenger RNA of Plasmodium fragile, 3015 nucleotides long. RefSeq lists its product as uncharacterized. Gene Ontology annotation, molecular function: structural molecule activity. Gene Ontology annotation, cellular component: COPI vesicle coat; endoplasmic reticulum; Golgi membrane. NCBI's taxonomy places the organism in Eukaryota, Apicomplexa, Aconoidasida, Haemosporida, Plasmodiidae. The coding region runs from base 1 to 3015 and encodes 1004 amino acids. The record is from RefSeq and is a predicted model, not a curated record. The transcript has a single exon. Gene Ontology annotation, biological process: protein secretion; intra-Golgi vesicle-mediated transport; endoplasmic reticulum to Golgi vesicle-mediated transport.